AUGCAGCAACUAGCAAGAAUGGUGGUCGUGGUGAUGGCGGAUUUGGUGUGUUGGGUGGCUGACCUGGCCUGGAUUUUACCCCCAAGAACCCAGUAUUGCAGGAGUGUUAUGAUGACUUCAUCUAUGCUCUACUAUGCAAAUAUGCCCUUGAGCAUUCCACGAAUGCUGAGAGUGAGGGCGAGUAAUUCAAAUGAUAAUGUACCUAUAAAGAAGAUGGGAAUGAGCGUCGAGGAGUGCGAGGCUUCCGUCGUUGCAGGAAAUAUCCCGGAAGCACCCCCGGCACCCCCCAAACCAGCGGCUCCAGCUGGUACCCCAGUGGUGCCUUCACUUUCGCUUAGUCGUCGCCCUCGUCGAAAUCGUAGGUCACCUGCUCUGAGGGCUGCAUUCCAAGAAACAAGUUUAAGCCCUGCAAAUUUGGUAUAUCCACUUUUCAUUCACGAAGGUGAAGAAGACACGCCAAUUGGGGCAAUGCCUGGAUGUUAUAGGCUUGGUUGGAGGCAUGGACUUGUAGAAGAGGUCUCUAAGGCUCGAGAUGUUGGUGUUAACAGCAUUGUGCUGUUUCCAAAAGUUCCAGAUGCUUUAAAGUCCUCUACAGGAGAUGAAGCAUACAAUGAAAAUGGUUUAGUGCCUCGAACAAUACAGCUUCUAAAAGACAAGUACCCUGAUCUUAUUAUCUACACUGAUGUUGCAUUAGAUCCCUAUUCUUCCGAUGGGCAUGAUGGCAUCGUCAGAGAAGAUGGAGUUAUAAUGAAUGAUGAAACUGUGCAUCAGUUGUGUAAACAGGCAGUCGCCCAGGCCAGAGCAGGGGCGGAUGUUAUCAGCCCCAGUGACAUGAUGGAUGGCCGUGUAGGAGCAAUUAGAGCAGCUCUUGAUGCCAAUGGCUUUCAGCAUGUUUCUAUUAUGUCCUACACUGCAAAGUAUGCAAGUUCAUUCUAUGGACCUUUCCGAGAAGCAUUAGACUCAAACCCACGUUUUGGUGACAAGAAAACGUAUCAGAUGAAUCCCGCUAAUUAUAGAGAAGCUCUGAUUGAAACCCGCGAAGAUGAGUCUGAAGGAGCCGAUAUCCUUCUGGUGAAACCGGGUCUGCCUUACUUGGAUAUAAUAAGGCUUUUGCGAGAUAACUCUCCUUUGCCCAUUGCUGCAUAUCAGGUUUCUGGGGAAUACUCCAUGAUUAAGGCUGGUGGGGUUCUCAAAAUGAUUGAUGAAGAGAGAGUCAUGAUGGAGUCGCUGAUGUGUCUGAGACGAGCUGGUGCUGACAUCAUCCUCACGUAUUUUGCUCUACAAGCUGCUCGAUGCUUAUGUGGGGAGAAAAGGUAA
Messenger RNA from Fraxinus pennsylvanica, 1317 nucleotides. The record is from the annotation of a GenBank genome assembly. Lineage: Eukaryota; Viridiplantae; Streptophyta; Magnoliopsida; Lamiales; Oleaceae.